GAUCAGCUGAGAUGGAAGCCCUGGAAGGAAGGAAGGAGGGAAGGAAGGAGGGGGCUGCUUCAGCAGCAGCACUGGAGGAAGGCACCCAGCAGUGUGGAAAUGUCUUCACCUGAGCUGGCAGGAGAAGGUCUGUGGUGAGGUGACAGCUGUUGAGCAAUGGCCUUCAACAAGGUUUGGUGUGCCCUAACCCUUGGAUUUCUGCUGCCUUUUUCUUGUGCCCACACGGACUUCUUCACUUCCAUUGGCCAUAUGACAGACUUAAUUAACACAGAAAAAGAUCUGGUGGUGUCACUGAAGGAUUACAUCAAGGCAGAGGAAAGCAAGCUGGAGCAGAUCAAAAAAUGGGCAGAGAAAUUGGAUCAGCUGACAGCCACUGCCACAAAAGACCCAGAGGGGUUUUUGGGACAUCCUGUAAAUGCCUUCAAGUUGAUGAAAAGGCUCAACACCGAGUGGGGUGAGCUGGAGAGCCUGGUCCUGAAGGACAUGUCAGAUGGCUUUAUCUCCAACAUGACUAUCCAGCGGCAGUUCUUCCCGAACGAUGAGGAUCAGACCGGCGCAGCCAAAGCCCUUUUGAGGCUCCAGGACACGUAUAAUCUGGACACAGACACCCUCUCCAGAGGGAACCUGCCAGGUGUGAAGCACAAAUCCUUCCUGACAGCUGAGGAUUGCUUCGAGCUGGGGAAGAUUGCCUACACGGAAGCUGAUUACUACCACACGGAGCUCUGGAUGGAGCAGGCCCUGAAACAGCUGGAUGAGGGAGAAGUGUCCUCUGCGGACAAAGUCUACAUCCUGGACUACCUGAGCUACGCUGUGUAUCAGCAGGGGGACCUGGGCAAGGCCAUGGCGCUCACCAGACGCCUCCUGGAGCUGGAUCCCGAGCAUCAAAGAGCCAACGGGAACAUGAAAUAUUUUGAAUAUAUCAUGGCCAAAGAGAAAGAAGGAAAUAAGUCCAGCACGGAUUCAGAAGAGCAGGAGAAGGAAACUGAGGUUAAGAAAAAGGAUUACCUGCCUGAGAGAAGGAAGUACGAAAUGCUGUGCCGUGGGGAGGGGCUCAAAAUGACUCCUCAGAGACAAAAGAGACUCUUCUGCCGCUACUACGACGGCAACAGGAAUCCCAGAUACAUCCUGGGCCCUGUCAAGCAGGAGGACGAGUGGGACAAGCCCCGGAUCGUUCGCUUCCUGGACAUCAUCUCCGACGAGGAAAUCGAGACCGUGAAGGAACUGGCCAAGCCCAGGCUGAGCCGUGCUACUGUUCAUGACCCUGAGACUGGGAAACUGACCACAGCACAUUACAGAGUCUCUAAGAGUGCGUGGCUGUCGGGGUACGAGAGCCCCGUGGUGUCCCGGAUCAACACGAGGAUACAGGACCUCACAGGGCUGGAUGUCUCCACAGCAGAGGAGCUGCAGGUAGCCAACUACGGAGUAGGGGGCCAGUAUGAGCCUCACUUUGAUUUUGGAAGGAAAGAUGAGCCAGAUGCUUUUAAGGAAUUGGGAACAGGCAACAGAAUUGCUACUUGGUUGUUUUAUAUGAGUGACGUGUCAGCAGGGGGAGCCACGGUCUUUCCUGAAGUAGGAGCCAGCGUUUGGCCCAGAAAGGGAACAGCUGUGUUCUGGUACAACCUCUUCCCGAGCGGAGAAGGCGAUUACAGCACACGGCACGCGGCCUGCCCGGUGCUAGUGGGGAAUAAAUGGGUAUCCAACAAAUGGCUCCACGAGCGGGGGCAGGAAUUCCGAAGGCCGUGCACUUUAUCGGAGCUGGAAUGAUGCGGAGCCGUCGGUGUCUCCUGUGUAUCAGUCCGUGUAAAAUGCACAUCUCCAACAGUUUACAACUGACUAACACUCCACUCCAGGUUCAGUUCCCCCCACCCUCAGCUGUGGACAGGACAAACGUGCUUUUAGUUCCCUUCCAGUACCCACCCACCCCCCCCCGAGGUUUUAUGAACAGAAAAUAUUGAGGUUUAUGAGUGUUACUGGGAAAAAAAAAAAACAAAAAAAGGACAAAAUACAGAUGAGGGCCACAACUAACUGUGGUGUUGUGUGUGGUGUUCCUGUCACCAUCAUCCCUCUGAGCAGUGUGGGAAAACAGGGGUGAUGUCAUGGGAGGGCUCCCCUCUUAAGGAGUGCUGAGUUAAACCCAUUCCAGUUCCUUGAUUCCCAGACAUUCAGCUCCUUGCUUUCCCAGAGUGCCUGACCACUGCUGCUGAGAACUGCAGGCAUCCUUUGUGUUUCUCUGGAAAACAGGUUAUUACCAUGUUUUAACCAGUUUUCCCACUUCCACAAAAGCCCCAAUUUUUUAAAUUGUCUUCUUUCUUGGCCCCUGUGGGGAAUGUGGCUCCUGACCUUGGCAAUGUGAGCCAGCAGUUCCACAGGCACAGCCGGGACGCUUCCCCAGUGUUGUGCCUGUGUCAGAGCAGCCUGACAACACCCACAGCCCACCUUUCCCCACCUCUGGAAUGUUUGUCCACGUGAACAAAUGCUGCUUUUGUUCUGUCCCAGCAGCCAGCUCUUCCAUCUGCUCCUCGGGCAGGCGAGGGGUGGGGGUGUUCCCAUCUUCAUUAAUCAAAAUAGCCGUGCCUUAGGACGCUGGAAUUUCAAACUGGUGAAGAGACUUCAGGUGCUGAGGUGACACAAGAGUCCUCACAGAACGCUCUCCACCCUCGUCCUCCUCACAGCUCUCGAGGUUCCCUGAGAAACUGUCACCCUAUUUAUAGUCCUGAACCUUUUUUAGAUGCAGGCUCACUUUUGUGAACCCUUUCCCUUCCACAGCAGGAUUUUUAUAGCAAAAUAACCAACUCCUCCAUUAGCAUGAGGACAAAAAAAUCAAAGGGAGCUGCACUUGACCUAAACAGUCCAAUUUUCUGGAUGAUUAUGGUUUUUUACUGGUUAGGGGUCAAGCCUGAAGUCUUCACCAAGGAAAAAAAAUUCCAAUUUUGGUUAAUUGGGUUUUCUGCCUCAAUAAAAUCUUGGAAAUUGAGCCGAAACGUAGACAAAACCAAUUUUUAAUGUGCUAGAAAUACCUCUGGAAUACUGGGAAUGCAGUUUAAGGUACUAUAGUCGGAGGAUCAGAAGACACUUUAAGGUCUUUGCUGGAAAAUAUAUUGUUAAAUUCCUACUGAGCCUGGUAGCAAUGGGACCCACAGAACUGCUCAUCCUUAGCCCUGCUCCUCCCUGCAUUUUUAGCCUGUGCUUUUGGCAGAUGGGAAGCAAAGUCCAUCCAACACCAAAUAAAAAAGUCUCACAUCUGUACUGCUCCUUUUUUCGAAGCAGCUGCUAACCCAAGAGCAGCAGCUGAUCUAAAGGAAUCCACCCCAGAACUGGGUGAGCAGAGAGGAUCUUUGAGCACUAAAUUGUAAUAAUUAGAAAAAACCCAACAUAAUAUUUCC
Empidonax traillii (willow flycatcher) is the source of this 3383-nucleotide messenger RNA. It is a transcript of the gene P4HA1, whose product is annotated as prolyl 4-hydroxylase subunit alpha 1. Gene Ontology annotation, cellular component: endoplasmic reticulum. Gene Ontology annotation, molecular function: iron ion binding; L-ascorbic acid binding; protein binding. The transcript is spliced from 16 exons. The record is from RefSeq and is a predicted model, not a curated record. NCBI's taxonomy places the organism in Eukaryota, Metazoa, Chordata, Aves, Passeriformes, Tyrannidae. The coding region runs from base 157 to 1764 and encodes 535 amino acids. Gene Ontology annotation, biological process: peptidyl-proline hydroxylation to 4-hydroxy-L-proline.